Rotaria sp. Silwood1 is the source of this 642-nucleotide messenger RNA. The record is from the annotation of a GenBank genome assembly. NCBI's taxonomy places the organism in Eukaryota, Metazoa, Rotifera, Eurotatoria, Philodinida, Philodinidae.
AUGAACGAUGAAUGGAGUCGAUGUCCGAUUUGUUUCGAAGAUUAUUCAUUAACACAUAGACCAACUACAUUUGUUUGUGGUCAUUCAACAUGUGUUGAUCAUACAACUGGUCCCAAACGUUUACACCAUUGUCCUAUUUGUCGACAUCCAUUGAGGGAACAUGAUGAACAUCAUGUAUCUUACAAUCUUGAAGAGGCUUCACGUUUAUUUCAAUUAAUUAAAAAUAAUAUUGAUUGGUCAACUAUUCAACUUCCAUCUGUGCCAGUUAUUAUUCAGGAGGAAAAUAAUGCUUCAGCAAUGAUCAAACGUGAUGAGAUCUAUGCUCGUCAAUUACAAGCUGAACUUAAUCGUGGAACUGUCAAUGAAUCUUCACAAAGAGCGCAAGUUCCAACAAGAAAUCCGACAUUACCACUUCAAGAAAUUCGAACAAAUCCAACAGCAUUAGGAAGAAAUCAAGUUAGUGGUCAUCAAAAAGGAUGUGGCCAUCGAUGUGAUCUUGUUUCCACUAGACAAUGUUGUUUAUGUUCCGAUAGGCGACCACAUCAUCGAGAUAAUGUGUAUCCAGCAUAUGUUGAUGGUCGAGGAGUAGUAAAUCAAGUGGCACGUGAUGAAUAUUAUUGCACGACUUGCAAAAGACGAUAA